Molecule: messenger RNA, 137 nt
Organism: Cetraspora pellucida
Lineage: Eukaryota; Fungi; Glomeromycota; Glomeromycetes; Diversisporales; Gigasporaceae
Source: the annotation of a GenBank genome assembly
AUUUAUUUAAUUCUACAUUACAAGAAAAUAUUUAUAACUUUGAUAUAAAUGAAGAUUCUAAUGAUUCAGAUUUUGAUUAUAAUGAAUCUAAUUAUAGUGAUUGUUAUAAAGAUUGGGAUAAUAAAAAUUUAAACUAG